Molecule: messenger RNA, 1109 nt
Organism: Aspergillus ochraceoroseus IBT 24754
Lineage: Eukaryota; Fungi; Ascomycota; Eurotiomycetes; Eurotiales; Aspergillaceae
Product: mitochondrial 54S ribosomal protein uL1m
Exons: 3
Coding region: 47-961 (304 amino acids)
Source: RefSeq, a predicted model, not a curated record
AGAACUCGCCGAUAAUCUUCACAUCGCCUUUUAGGCAAUCAACAACAUGUCCUCCCUUAAUUCACUCAUGCCCUCUGCGGCUAGAGGUAUCCUCUCGUCAUGUCGGACGCCUCUUCGACAAGGCCCAAUGGCCAGCCCGUUCUUAAUGAGUUACCAGCAGGUUCGCGGAGUGAAGAACAACCCUCAGGCACGAGGGAAAAAGGACAAGGAGAAGGCGGCCAAGAAGUCGAAAAAGGGUGCUAGAGAGUUUCAGCAGAAGGAUUUGAAGGAUAUUCAGCAGUUUGCGCUCUGCGAUGCUGUCAGAUAUAUUCGUGCAUUCGAAGUCGGCCGGGAGCCGACUAGCUCCAAAUACGAAAUCCACAUCCGCUUGAAGACCAAGAAAGACGGCCCCGUUAUUCGUAACAUGCUCCGAUUCCCCCAUUCCGUUCAAACAGAGUCCCGAAUCUGCGUCAUCUGCCCACCCGGAUCAAGGCAUGAGAAGGAGGCUCGCGCGGCAGGAGCAGUUCUGGUUGGAGAGCAGGAUGUAUUCGAAGCUGUGAAGAGCGGUAAGAUCGAGUUCGAUCGUUGUAUCUGUCAUCCGGACAGUUUGGAUGCAUUGAACAAGGCUGGACUGGGCAGGAUUCUCGGUCCUCGAGGCUUGAUGCCAAGCGCAAAAACGGGCACAGUGGUGGAAGAUGUGGCUGCUCGGGUUGAGAUGCUUCGUGGAGGUACUGUAUACAGAGAGCGUGAUGCCGUUAUUCGACUGCCUAUCGGGCAAUUGGCGUUUACCCCGGAACAGCUGCGUGACAACCUACGUGCCACCCUUGAGCAAAUCAAGAAGGAUGCUGCUGGUCUCAAUGACCGCAUAACCAAGGAGAUUUAUGAAGUGGUGUUGAGCUCGACCAAUGGCCCCGGAUUCAGUCUGAACGGAGAGUUCAAGUCUGAUGACUCUCCAGAUACCACCGCUUUGAGUGGUUUGUAAACUAGCCUUUCAAUCACUGCUGUAUAGAUAUGUUUCAUUAGGAAGGAUACGGUGUAUAAUGGUAUUUAUUUCAAACACAUUUUAAGCAUUGAACGCCAACGCUAUGCAAAAUGAAAAAAAAAAAAAAAAAAAAUUAUAAUAAAAAAAC